Messenger RNA from Platichthys flesus (European flounder), 7684 nucleotides. RefSeq names its product membrane-associated guanylate kinase, WW and PDZ domain-containing protein 3. Gene Ontology annotation, cellular component: cytoplasm. The record is from RefSeq and is a predicted model, not a curated record. The transcript has 21 exons. Gene Ontology annotation, molecular function: protein binding. The coding region runs from base 581 to 5176 and encodes 1531 amino acids. Gene Ontology annotation, biological process: signal transduction. Lineage: Eukaryota; Metazoa; Chordata; Actinopteri; Pleuronectiformes; Pleuronectidae.
GCCGCGGACCUUCCCUCCGCUCAGUCAUCGCCUCAUCACGGGCUGGAGCUCAGCUGCACGAGCCGCCUCCCGGUGAACGCUCGCCGCUUCCGCCGCCGCCGCCGCCGCCGCCCACAGGUAUGAGGGGAUCUCUCGUUGACGCACCACAUUUCAACGACGGACAGCUCUCAGUGUAGCGCACACUCGUGUUUACAUCCCGGGUUUGGCUACCGGGCGACGGGAGACGGGAGCCAGACGCACGGAUAUGGUUCCAGCGCACGGAACCUGUGAUUGUUGGUCCAUUUUCUAAUCCCACCGCGGUGUGUUGCUUUACGCACGGGGUGCGCGUGGAAUUACUGCAGCCGCGGCGACCGCGCGCGCACCGGAGCACAAGCCCGUGGGAUGACAGACCUCGGCGGCGUGUGGACGAGUGAGAAGCAGCCUCAUUGACGCCAGGACGAUGAGAUCCCCGGCAGCUCGGGAGGGAAACACCGGAGGGUUUAUCAGGCCGCGUCUCCCCGCGCUCGUCUAACCACAGCACACGGAGGCGACUGUUCCCACUGAGAUCGUUCGUCUGUUGAGCAACCGAAAGGGAGAAACCAUGUCCCGGACACUGAAGAAGAAGAAACACUGGUCCGGUAAAGUGGUGGAGUGCGCGGUGUCAUGGGGGAACCUCGGAGACUUCGGCUCCGUGGUGGAGGUUCUCGGGGGCGCGGAGAUGGGACAGUUCCCGCACCUGGGCCAGAUGAAGCUGGACGUGCUGGUGUGCCACGUCGGGAAGCUGCCGUACUACGGGGACGUGCUGCUGGAGGUGAACGGGACGCCCGUCAGUGGACUUACAAACCGCGACACCCUGGCUGUCAUCCGCCACUUUCGGGAGCCGAUUCGCCUGAAGACCGUCAAACCAGGUAAAGUGCUGAACUCGGACCUGCGCCACUACCUCAGCCUGCAGUUUCAGAAGGGCUCGCUGGACCACAAGCUGCAACAGAUCAUCCGGGACAACCUCUACCUACGCACCAUCCCCUGCACCACACGGCUUCCUCGAGAUGGGGAGGUGCCCGGCAUCGACUACAACUUCAUCGACGUGGGAGACUUCCGGAUCCUGGAGGAGAGUGGCCUCCUCCUGGAGAGCGGCACCUAUGAUGGUAACUUCUACGGGACCCCCAAACCUCCGGCCGAGCCCAACCUGGUGCAGCCUGACCUGGUGGAUCAGGUCCUGUUUGAUGAAGACUACGUCGGUGACGUUCCCAGAAAGCGCACCACCUCGGUCAGCAAGAUGGACCGGAAGGACAGCGCCGUCCCCGAGGAAGAGGACGAUGACGACAGGCCCCCGCUAGUCAAUGGAUUGCCCGAGCUCAAAGAGAGGGCGGACUGGAGGAAAGCGGUGCCCAGCUACACCCAGUCCAGCAGCUCCAUGGACUUCCGCACAUGGAGCUCGCUUCCCCGCGAUGACAGCCUGGAGCCGCUGCCCCUUAACUGGGAGAUGGCCUACACGGAGACCGGCAUGGUCUACUUCAUAGAUCACAACACCAAGACGACCACGUGGUUGGACCCCCGCUUGGCGAAGAAGGCGAAGCCCCCAGAGAAGUGUGAGGAUGGAGAGCUGCCAUACGGCUGGGAGGAAAUAGAUGAUCCGCAGUACGGCACAUACUACGUGGACCACAUCAACCAGAAAACCCAGUUUGAGAACCCGGUCCUGGAGGCGAAGAAGAAGCUGAGCCAGGAGACGGCUGCGAUCCAACAAGCCGCUGCGGCUCCUUCCCAAGGCAAGGGAGGCGCGUCCGGCUUCACCCCGGACCCCAACCAGCUGAAGGGGGAGAUGUACCACACGGCGCUGAAGAAGAGCUCCCAGGGGUUCGGCUUCACCAUCAUCGGAGGCGACCGCACCGACGAGUUCCUGCAGGUGAAGAACGUGCUGGGCGACGGCCCGGCCGCCCACGACAACAAGAUGUCUUCUGGCGACGUGAUUGUUGAGAUCAACGGGCUCUGCGUGCUCGGCAAGACUCAUCCAGACGUGGUGCAGAUGUUCCAGUCCAUUCCCGUCAACCAGUACGUGGACAUGGUUCUCUGCCGUGGAUACGCGCUCCCCCCAGAUGUGGAUCUGAGCAGCGACGACCCUCUGCCCCCUCCUCCUCCUCCGUCGGCCGGCCAGCCCCAGCAGGCCCUGCACGGGGGGGAGGUGGUGACGGCCGUGCCCCUCAUCAACGGGCAGCCGCUGCUGGUGAAAGGCGACGUCCUCCACGGCUCCUCUCAGGAGCUCCACUACGUCACCACGGACGCCAGCGGGCGGCCCGUCGUGGCCGCCAUGCCCAACGGCAGGCAGGGGGAGCUGGCGGGGAUGCUGCAGCCGGAGCUGGUGAGCGUGCCGCUGGUGAAGGGGCCGGGGGGGUUCGGCUUCGCCAUCGCCGACUGCCCGCUGGGCCAGAAGGUGAAGAUGAUCCUGGAUGCUCAGUGGUGCCGUGGCCUGCAGAAAGGAGAUGUCAUCAAGGACAUCAACAGGCAGAAUGUGCAAACGCUGAGUCAUGCUCAGGUGGUGGACAUCCUGAAGGACUUGCCUGUGGGCAGCGAGGUCGAUGUGCUGGUGCUGCGAGGAGGUCAAACAUCGCCUGUGAAGAGUCUCAAGCCUAGACAGGAAAUGACGGCCAGCCUAGAGACCCUGGACGGUAUCUGCGACUCGGCGCCCCAGGCCUUGCCGUACCACUCCAACACGAGCACCCUGCGCUCCAUCGACUCCCCCAAACGAGACGCCACCGAGUUGUACCUGAAGUCCAAAGCCCUGCUGGACAGCAGACAGCCUCACACCAAAGACAUAGAUGUUUUUCUAAAGAGAGACAUUGAAACAGGUUUUGGCUUCCGGGUUCUGGGAGGAGAAGGUCCACAGCAACCAAAUGUGUUUCCCCAGGUGUACAUCGGGGCCAUCGUGGCCAACGGAGCUGCCGAGAAGGACGGUCGCCUGCGAGCUGGGGACGAGCUCAUCGGCAUCGACGGUGUGAUGGUGAAAGGUCGCUCUCACAAGCAGGUGUUGGAUCUGAUGACCAACGCCGCCCGAAACGGUCAAGUGAUGCUGACCGUGCGAAGAAAGGUCAUCUACAGAGAUGCCACAGAUGAGGAGGUUCUGGAAAUGACUCCAGUGCUGGUGAACGGUUCCCCCAAGCUACCUCGCCUGCCGAUGCCCAGCGCUCUGGACCACGAGUCCUUUGACAUCACGCUCCACCGCAAAGAUAUCGAGGGAUUCGGCUUCGUCAUCCUCACGUCCAAGAGCCGACCGCCGCUCGGAGUUAUCCCGCACAAGAUUGGCCGAAUCAUCGAAGGCAGUCCCACCGACCGCUGCGGCCUGCUGCACGUGGGAGAUCGCAUCUCGGCGGUCAACGGGCGCUCCAUCAUCGAGCUCUCGCACAAUGACAUCGUGCAGCUCAUCAAGGAGGCCGGCAACGUGGUCACUCUAACCGUUGUUCCAGAGGACGAAUACCACGGCCCUCCGUCUGGAGCGAGUUCAGCCAAACAGAGCCCGGCUCUGCAGCACAGGGUCAUGGGUUCAAGGUCAGCACUUCAGGACGAGCGUUUUAACCUGGACCUGGAGGAGAAGAGGGACGGACUCAACUGGUCCGACCACAAAACGCUUCCCCUCAGCGAGCAGGGGACCCUGUGUGUGACGGGACCCAACCAGGGUUGUCUGACGGUGGAGCUGGAGCGGGGACCUCUGGGCUUCGGCUUCAGCCUUCGGGGGGGGACAGAGUACAACAUGGGCCUGUACAUCCUGAGACUCGCGGAGGACGGAGCCGCUCAGAUCGAUGGAAGAAUCCAUGUUGGGGAUGAGAUAGUGGAGAUUAAUGGAGAGCCGGCUCGUGGCAUCUCUCAUACACGGGCUAUUGAGCUGAUCCAGGCCGGGGGAAACAAAGUGGCGCUGCUGCUGCGUCCCGGAGCAGGCCUGGCUCAAGAUGGAAGUCAACGCGAUCAAAAAUUCAUUUCAUCCACAAGCUACUCCAGCGAGGUGUUUUUCUCUGACACAUCACCCCAGACCUCUCCAUACUCCGCCGGGGCUCCCGUCUUCGUGUCCCCACCCUUCUCCAGCAAACUGAGACGUUCCUCCAGCUGGAGCACCCUGUCCCCACAGGGCCUCAAGCCCCGCAGCAGCAGUGGCAGCGGCAGCCGGGGUUUAAGCUCCGUGGAGGAGAGUGAUGAGGGCGCCGACGAGGAGGUCACAAGGCAUUCUCACCCCUCCCCCGAGCAUGUGAAGUUCUACAAGAGGACCAGGCCCACAAAAGACUCCAGAGAGCUAAGCAGCCCAAAGAAAACAGGGGAGACAUUUCCUAAAGCCAAAGAGCAACUUCACGGUCCCACGAAGACGGAGAGUCGGGCGCGAGAAGAAGUGCCGAGCGGGAACAGGACGUCUCACACACAAACAAAAGCCGAAUCCACGAUCAUGAGGAGGCCUUCUCAGGUGGGACAGCAGCGAGGGCCUCAGAUGAGACUCAAAGACUCCUCCAGCAGAGAGAGCUUGAAUCACGAGAAGAAGAACGGCAAUGGGGGGGGUCUUGAGACGAGGCGACACUCACUAGGAAAAGAGAUGGAAGGGAGAGGGGAGAAGGUGAGGCCUGAGCAAGUCAGUUUCAAAAGGAGAGUGGGGGGAGAAACUCACCGCCUCAGAUCCUCGCCUCAUUCAGCCAGGGACAGCGAGAAAGGGACAGGGAAAGACUCCUCCAGCAGAGAGAGCUUGAAUCACGAGAGGAAAAACGGCAAUGGGGGGGGUAUUGAGACGAGGCGAUACUCACUAGGAAAAGAAAAGGAAGGGAAAGAGGAGAAGUUGAGGCCUGAGCAAGUCAGUUUCAAAAGGAGAGUGGGGGGAGAAACCCACCGCCUCAGAUCCUCGCCUCCUGCAGCCAGGGACAGCGAGAAAGGAACAGGGAAAGACUCAGGGCGGAGAGACGCUCAGGACAAGAGCAAACCUCCGGGAGACAGGAGCCGAGAUAGAGAGACGACAAACGGCAAAAGAGAAACCCUGUUGUCGUUCAAAGACGCGCAGGGUAGAAAGGUUUCUGUGGUUUCGCCCAGAGAGGCCAAAGGACGACAGGACGCUGUAGACAGUGUCCCAGGGACCCCGCAGAGCCCGGGGGGACCUAUCAGCCCCGGCCCCUGGAAAGUGCCCAGCUCAGCCAGAAUCCUCUCCCAGGCCGAGGUUCUCCGGGAGCCUUUGUGAUGGUAAAAACAUAUACAGUCACCCGGAAUAUUAAACAGUGGAUUGUUUUCUCUCAGUUCUUCCAUAAAAUGCAGAAAACUAUUACUGCAACCAGUUUCUUUUGUUCCUUUUCCUUUUGGGGAGUCCUGAGACAUCACAUGUAGCAGCUCGACCCCUGCCUCGUCCACGGCCUCGGCCUCUUUGACGUGGGACUGCGGCUCGGGGACGUUUGGUCAGCCAGGACACUUUGAAAUGUGAAAAUACAGAUAUGUGCCAAUCCUGGGAGUCUCCUGUGGAACUACCAACAGCGCUUUUCCCUCCAUCACAAUGCAACGACCCAUAUGCAAAGAAAGGGAGAAGGGCCCCCUCGCCUCUCGCCUGUAGUAAACACCAACUGUGACUGUCAUCCAGGAUUUCAUUUUGCUCUCUCUCGGUCUCAUUGUGGGACAUUUUUGGACUCUGUCUUCUUUUUCUUAAACAGUUAUUUUUUAAAUCUCAGCUGCAUGCAGUCGGUCCUUCUGUUUGUUUACUGCACGUGUUCUGCACAUCACUGACGAUGAUCCUCUUUCCUUGUUUAUAACUCCCACUCUCCGAUUUCAAAUGCAACCCAGCAAGCGUUCACUUUACCGGGGGACUCUAGACUGUUCUAUGGUUGUAGACGCGACUCUCCUCCAUUAAAGCAAACGAAAAAAAAUAACAGUAUCGUUAAAAAGACCAGAAACUUGUGGUUUGAGAUCUUGUUUACCAUUGUGUACAAUAACCAACCAGUGUGUAACUUAUUGAGAUAAUAGAUAAAUAUAUGUAUAUGUAGCCGUACCAAGCCAUUCCACAUUUUGAUAUAGACUUCAAAGAUUUGUCCCAUGUUAUUUGAGCUCUCACCCUAUUUCCAAUGUACUUCAGUGGUAGGAGUUACUAUGGGUCUUUGUAGUUCAUGAACUGUAUAGGUAACAUGCAAACCACCGUACCGAAGGUUUGCAGUCGCUCAAAAUGUGUCUCAUUGUGAAAUAUUAUAUAUAAAUAUAUAUAUAUAUAUAUUUGAAUGUGUCAUAUUUGCAGAUUCUAACUUUAAAGAUAUCUAUUGAAUUUCAUUGCACUGCAUCUGCCCUUGUAGCAUAACAGAUACAGAAUGACCAUGAGUUGUAUUUAAUUUGUGAUGUUGACUUGCUACCAAUUAAUUUCCAUUUUUUAUUGCUACUAUAAUUCAAAAACUUUAAAAAGAUGUUUCUUUUUUUUUCUUAACAUGUUCACUGUUAAAGGCCAAAUUUUCAAAUAAUAUAAUUCUGUGCAAGUUUUCAGCCCCCCCAGUCAUUUUACUUUAUCCUAUCAAGAAAAGACAAAUUAAGAUGCAUAUGUGUGUGUUUGUCGGUCCUGCAGUGUGAUUAUGUGCCGGGGUAGCUUGAAGGACAACAGAGUUUAGAGCGAUGUGCUGGUUUACUGUUUACUGAGAUAUUAAGUAUGUUGCUGGUUCACAGCAGGAUAUCAGAGAUUCUUAAAUGUAUUGAAAGAUAAACAAUUGGUUCUAGACACAAAACUUCACAUAAAGAUGGACGACACGACUUCUCCUCAUAAGGGAAGCUGAAGCGUCUCUAAAUUAAAAAGACGAAAGCCGAUGCUUUUCAGUCCGUGUGCGGAGACCUGCGGGCAACCAACUCGGUCAACUUUGGCUGACCGAGUUGUUUGGCUUCACUUUUGGAUCAUGGGAGGAAGUGAAACCUUGUCGUCCAUCUUUAUUUAUAGUCUGUGGUUCUCAAAGUGGGAUUCUUUAUCGAGCAUCUGCUGUUAAUAAAUGAAAUACACUGGCAUAUUUAUGAGAUAAAGACGUAUUCAGAUGAGCUCAGGGAACUCAGUGUCACGCACAUGUGUGAUAAAGUCGAUAUCAGUGACAGACAAACGGUGGAUAAAGGUCUGUGGUGAGAGUCUGUGAUUGGACGAGGGAGUUUUCAGGUUAAGAAUCACAGGAGGAUGAGCUGUGAGCCAAUCAGUGGCAGGUUUUCUGUGCAAUAGUUCGGUGGCUUGAACGAGUGAAUCCAGCCGUGAUCGUCGGGUACAGGCGGUUCACUCUGGUCCAGGAUCAGACAACGUCCUCCUCCUCCUCCUCCUCCUCCUCCUCCUCCUCCUCCUCUUCCUCCUCCUCCUCCUCCUCCUCCUCCUCCUCCUCCUCCUCCUCCUUCUCCUCCUCCUCCUCCUCCACGUUUACUUUCAAUAGUUUUAUAUCUCAUCUCUGUGUCAUACUGUGGCCUUGCAUCGCCUCAUUAGAAAAAAACAAUCCUUGUGGUCUCUUCUACAUUCUGUAGGUAGACGGUAGAUGUAAAUGUUUGUACAUUGUACAGCACCUUUAUAAAUACUCGCUGAGUGCUCUUUCGGGGAGAGAGAAAAAAAAAAUAGAGGUAUAUUAUAUCGCUCCAUUAUUUUUUUAUGUACAAAAAAAACCUGAGAAAAUAUUUAAAAAUGGAUUGAAAGAGGACGGGCCACGAGCUUGACAUGGUGUUUCCUUCAUGCACUGAAAAAUAAAGUUUUGCUGAAAACACA